Molecule: messenger RNA, 1746 nt
Organism: Micropterus dolomieu (smallmouth bass)
Lineage: Eukaryota; Metazoa; Chordata; Actinopteri; Centrarchiformes; Centrarchidae
Product: ependymin-like
Exons: 6
Coding region: 79-720 (213 amino acids)
Biological process (GO): cell-matrix adhesion
Cellular component (GO): lysosome; extracellular region
Molecular function (GO): calcium ion binding
Source: RefSeq, a predicted model, not a curated record
UGUUUAUAAGGAAGUGAGCGCCUUGAAGCAGCAGCACAUUUGCCUCUGUGCAGACUAAAGUGGAUACCAUCAGACAGCAUGAGAUCCCUCGUCCUGUUUGUGUGCCUGUCAGUGGGCUGCCUAGCUCAGAGACCACAUAUAUGCAGAUCCCCGCCGCUGCUGACUGGAAGGCUCUCUGUGUCCACCCAAAGUGAGAAGCUGACAGCCUAUGCCAAGUACAGCUAUGACGCACUGGGAAAGCGCAUCCGCCUCAGAGAGUUUGGAUCUUACAACAACAUGACCUUCCACUCUGAUGUACUUCUACUCUACAGACAGGGUGUUAUGUAUAAGAUAAACUACAGGGACCGCACAUGUUGCAAGAAGCACCUGUGCACACGCUUCCACCCGCUGGAGAUCCCACGGAAUGCGUCCCUGCUAGGACAGGUUGUGUUGGGCAGCUCCUCUGGACCAGGACAGGGACUCCUGGUCAACACCUGGGUGGGAGAGAUGAAGCUGAGAAAUGGAACAGCAAAGUACAUGAGUACUGUCACUGAGUUUGGAUGUGUUCCAGUCAGCACUCUGUUUUAUACAGAAAAGAGUGGAUGGGUCGUGACAAGCUUCUUCAACAACGUCAUUGGACUAGAGGACCCUCAGCAGCUCAACCCUCCAACCUUCUGUGAGGACGCCCUGCUGGAAGAAGAGGAUGGAGAGGAUCCAGAAACCUUCUUCAGCUUGUUUUAAAAUAGACUAUUUUCAGAUAUGUGGUGCACUGUGAUGAUGACUACUGUGAACGAGUCUUUGCACUGUAUUAUUACUUUUUCAUGUCUUUGGUGUAGUGGAAUUUGUGAACAAGCUGUCUGUGGGUUAAAAUUAUGUGAAACUUCAAUGUCCUGGAAUAACACUUUUUGUUGCGACAGCUCAGGAGAUUGGGGGAGAUUGUGACCAUAUUUCACAGUUGGUUGAAUAGAUGACACUUUUGACUCAAAGGUCAAAGGUCAUUGUGACCUCAAAAUAGAUUUUUAGCAAUACUUUAAGAAUGAAUUGGGUGAUUUCAGAUUUCAUACAAAUUGACAAUGAGUAAACAAAAACUACCACAGUACGGGCUUUCCUCCAUCUCGUCAAUUCUGCCUUUCACUUCCUCCAUCGUUCUGAAUUUAGACCGUCAUCUGAAUCAUGUGACUACAAACCUGUCUUAAAGCACGCCUAGCUAAUCGUGAUCCUGUGAGUGAGUGAGUGAGUUUCACCUACACCUCAUAGAGAAGCUUUGCAUUGAAAAACACCAGGGGAAAACAAAAGCACCCCAAGUGUGUAGCUCUGCUCCAUCUUAUGGUUACACAUUAAGUACCUGUUUAGCCAAUAUAUCUUUGAUAAUCCUUCAUUAAUCACAUUAACAAUGUAUAUUCACUGGAAUCAUACAUAACGUAUCAUCAAUAUUGUGAUAACUUCCAUUUAGUCAAAAAAUAAAACCAUGGGGUGGUGAUUCUAGUUCCUAGAUGCUGUAAACAGGACAAUCUGGAGACUGGCAGUCAUGAAAUGCAAUAAGGCUUCCAAAGAAUUUGACAAUUUAUUUGUUUGUUUCGUUGACAUAUAUUGCUGCUUAAUGUUGUUUGCUCAAUAUGUUCUUUGUAAAUUCAUCUAUUUUUAAUAAUCACAUUUAAAACUAUCAAUAAUACACAGCUAAUAACAAUCAACUCUUCCUUAUUUGUCUUUAAUUUUCUAACAUUCUUCCUAUUAAUAAUCAUAUAAAUAAAUACAUUUUUAUAAUCA